GCCGACACCACACUGAGCCCCCUAAUGAAUCGCUCAUCAGCAAGUCGCUUCUUCCGAAAACCUCACGAGAUCCUCGCAUCAUCAUCCGUUCCCUCCAUCUCAACCACACCCUUCUCCCAUUCCCGAGCCCGGAACCGGAGCAGCGGUGGAAGUGGUGGAAGUUCCGUAUCCUCGCACCAAGGCCAACCAAACCUCCUCGUGGAAUCCGACGAUGACGAGGAUGGGCCUUCAAGCGCCGCGUCCCAUGGCUCCCUGCCCAAGUCACAGAACCGGAGUGUGUCUCCUCCUUGGAGUGGAUUGAGCCCUCAUUCUAUACCCUUACUACCAAUGCGUGGAGGAGCCUCUGGCCAGGGUCUGGGCGGUGGGGGGAAUUUGAUGAGUAGGACGCCGAGCCCGCUUCUACCAAAUAGCGGUGAUCCGGAUAGGCUAGGGAAUGGUGCCGGCUGUCAUGAGUGGAGAAUUGGGGGAGGGAGUGAGCCGGAGAGUCGUGGGUUCGCGAAGUGGACACAAAACGGUAGGCUUGGAUGGUGGUUGUGGAACACACAGCGGGGAUGGAUGAUGUACAUUGGGCUUCUAGUGGCAUUUUACGGAGGCGCAGCGUUCACGCUUUCGAAGGUUAAUGGGUUCACGCUUCUUAGUGAGUCUCCUGCACUAUGUCCUCCGGGCGAAGCAAUGCCUUGCUGACUAUUCGUUUAUAGCCGGUGUUUAUAAGUAUUUAUGAUCGUUCCUUAAAGUCGAGUUGCAGCUGAUGGCUCUCUAGAUUUGUCUAUCCAAUCACCACGACGCUCUUCCAGUUGAUAAUGACACAAAUAUUCCUUUAUUUUGCCGCUUCGAUAACUCGCUCGUUCUCUCGCUCGCUCUACUCCCUUGGACUAGGCAGCAUGGUAGCCCCGCUCCCCGCUCCCUCGAAAGGCAAACGGCGAGCCUCGGGGGGUGGCCUCCGAGACUUUGCAAAGAAAUUGACUACCGGAAACCGUGAGGGGGGCGUCUUUGAGCUCAAAUGGAUUGAAGCCAGAAGGGUCCUCCCUGUCGCCAUUAUAUACAGCUUAAAAGUUGUCCUCAGCAAUAUUGGCUUUGCGUAAGUUUCCCAGUACCAAUGAGUAUAUCGCACAGUGUACUGAUUAGUAAUAGCUACACAAACCCACCAAUCUACCACCUCUCCCGCGUCGGUUCCCUCCUCUUAGCGAUGGCCUUCACCCACCUCUUCACAACCAACAGCUCCCUCUCCGUAACUACCAUGUCCUCUUGCAUAACCAUGGUCCUCUCCCUAGCAAUGGCAGUCCUCCGCCCCGGCACGCGCUUCGCAAUUGAGGGCUUCCUAGCCGGCCUUUUCUCAACAAUAUUCGUAGCAGCAUACCCGAUCCUCCUCACCAAGGCAUACAAGUCACUUCUCCAUGGAAACCCUAAUACCACCGGCUCGGGUGACCUCUUAGGCGUAGGCCCAACAGAUGGGAUGUUCUCCACCGAUGGUGGGGAAGAGACUAGAUCCGCAUGGAAGUUACUGCAUUACGUGAAUGUGCUCAGCAUAGCUAUGAUCCUGCCCUGGGUAUUUCUUAGCGGAGAAUUUGGUGACAUUAGUCGCAACUGCUACAUCCUUGACCUUCCCUGGUUCUGGCUGAUGGGACUGUUCAGUGGUAUGGGAGCAUGGGCCACAUUUGUUAGUGGGUUUUUGUUGCUUCGGGUGCGUCCUCCCUCACCAUCCCGCCCCCUUGCACUAGCUAUAAGCUAACAAUCGGAUAGGCAACAACACCGCUAACAAUGGUAGUGUCAACCUACCCCAGGACAGCCUUUCAAGCCCUCCUCAUGCACGGCUCUAUGCCAACAUGGAGCUGGGUCGGUGUGCUCAUGUGCUGGGGAAGCUCAGUCUGGUACCUUCUCGGACGUAGGAAGGAAUGCGGCGUUAGCUUCUUUCACGUGGAGGAUGGCAAAGGCCCGUUUGGCGGAGAAGCUGCCAGGCGUUUGGAAGAAGCUUGAAAUACCAUACCCUCCCGUCCAGGGCAGCAAUUUAGAUGUUGGUUGUUUUAUCUUUUUCCCCCCCUUUAUUUUAUUUUUUAUUUUCUCUUCUUUUGGCGUGUACAGUAGGUUUUACCGGAAAUGACAGAUAGAUGGGGCGGGGGAUACCCGUCCGGUAAUAUAUAUAAUUCUUGUGAAUUGUGGGUUGAAUGCUGGAGUGGUUGGCGGUUAGUCCGAGGUAAUGUGAGGCUUGAAUGGCGCCGGGGGGGAUGAGAUCUCUCACUCGUUUGGGUUUGCGGUACAAUAUCUCCCUACCUGGUAGGCGGGGCGCAAUAAUUUUUAUACAGCCUUUUCUCCCCAUGUGUCCAUCGAGUGUCCGGGAUAUCGGGCCAGGCGAAAGGACCAUCAUGAAGGAUUAAUUGUUAAAACCUUGUAGUGAAGAGGACGUCGCUCUGCUCCAGUGUGUGGGGGUUUGCCGGGUAAAUCCCGGAUUGUGCAGCACAUGCGGGAAGUUUGUGUUAGGUCCCGGGUGUGGGGGUGGGGGGAGGCCCCUGCGAGGUGCUUCUUGUAAAUCCUAUGCCCUCGUUCUUUUUCGAAGCCCAUCCUGGCCCUUAACACUUCCACCUACACUCUCAACCGCGGUAUAAUUUGUGCCGGCGUAUGGUGCUCUAUGAGUGCCAUCUCGCCGCAUGCAACUCUGGUAUCAUACCAACUCUUUGCGGCGUGUCCGGAUGGGAAGCACUCAUCGUCCCAUUCCUAGAUUAACACCGGGAUCCAGGCCCAUCGGGAGAGGAUGUAUGAUACGGUAGGACUUCGUGAGUACAGUAACCGUUUAUGGUGGUUAUGCGGUUACGUGCGCGACCGUUCAUCCAUUGCCGUUGGUAGCUGCUCUGUCGAUUUUUUUUUUCUUUUUGAAGAAGGUGUGAUAGUCGGUUGAUCUCCCGCCCCGAUGGUGGGGUUUGCCUGUCCUCGUCCUUGAGGUUUUGGGAUUUACAGCUGCUUUUGGAUUGCGAUUUGGUGUGAGUGUUUGGCUGCGUGCCUGCAGGUGGGGGUGCUGUCGAAUUUGUUUAUGUCAGCUCCUUCGUAGUUUAUGUGGAGGUAUGAUAUAUUGUUUCGUUGUAUGAUACAUAUCACUCUUGUCGCCGCGCUGAUCGGUUUUGUUCCCGUCGACUGCCGUCUUCUAGGGUGAUGUCCGGAUGCAGAUUUCUGUCACCGUGUAGUGGUGCAGCGGUGUGCUGCCGUUGUUGUUUGCCAGGUUUUACCAGCGCUACGCGUGGUAUCCUGGUCGAAGUUUUGUGGCAUAUCGCUGCU
Molecule: messenger RNA, 3264 nt
Organism: Tuber aestivum (summer truffle)
Lineage: Eukaryota; Fungi; Ascomycota; Pezizomycetes; Pezizales; Tuberaceae
Source: the annotation of a GenBank genome assembly